Molecule: messenger RNA, 6665 nt
Organism: Durusdinium trenchii
Lineage: Eukaryota; Dinophyceae; Suessiales; Symbiodiniaceae
Source: the annotation of a GenBank genome assembly
UCAGUUUCUUUCAACUCAGACCGGGCGGUUUGAUGGCACAGGAUGUACUCUCUGAGAAACCGCGACUUGACAUCUUUGGUUGGUGGAGCAGAGGCCAGCGAAGCUGCAAGAGCAGAACCCUGGCUUGAAGCGCCGAGCCGAGUUACAAGACCCAAGGGACCCAAAAUCGGAACUUUGGGAAGUGCUCGGAUCUAUGGAAAGAGGCGCCACUUGCCUGCCACGAGAGACCGAGCAAGACCAGGAUCUGCAGUGGCCUCUGGAAUUUGUGUUGAACGAACCGAGCAUGAACCGGAGACCAAGGAGGACACAGAGGAAAGGCUAGCAGAUGAUGAGAAACUUGAACUGCGAGCAUUUCGUGAACUGAAAGAGCUGAUGCAGGCUUACAAAGAUUUGAAAACGCGUUUCGACAACAGAGGUGCUGAAAUGUCGAAACUCUACGAAAGGAUUCGGAAGCUAGAAAGACAAAACCCAGCACCCAGCAAAGACCCUACUUCUAACAAUGCAACAAGCCUUUUGUCCUGUCGCCAGUCUUGUUGUAUACCUCUGGCACGCUUGGAAAAGGCUGGACUGAACGUUGAGACAGUCCAGGACUUGGAUGCAAAGUGGGCGGGCUAUGUUUUCAGCAUUUUGUCUGGGCAAGCUAGAUCAUCUGGCAGGACGAUGUAUGAAAUCUUUCGCAAGUAUGCAGAUGCACAGGGUCGCAUCGAUGAGGCAGCCUUUCGAAAUCUCAUACGCCAGUUCAUUCCAUCAAUGCCAGAAGAAAGGCUUACAAGGCUCUUCUACUUUGCGGAUACGGACGGUUCGGGCAUGUUGAACCUGCUAGAGUUUUUGAGGCUCUUCGGUGUUGAUGUGGAUGGAAAGAUGGGUGAAGAGUAUUUUGAGCAUGUGAUGGUCCGGAUGCGAAAGGCCGUGGCCAAGAGUGGUGGCCUGGUGAAUGUGCUCCGGCUCAAUGACCGGUAUUUAAAUCGCAGCUAUUCUCGCCACAAGCUGGUGGAUGCGAUCAGCCCCCUGGCGCCAAGCCUGAGCCGAGCUGAGAUCUACGAGGCGACGGCUCGCUUUAUCACGGCGGUGGGUGAUGUGAAUUUGCAGGACCUGCAUGAUGCCAUGGAGCUCUGUGCUUCUUCUGCCUUUGUCAGUGAAGAUUGGGUCCACAAACUCUUCAAAACUGUUUCCUCAGCCAUCCAGAAGCACAACAAAGAUUUGAAGAGCAUUUUGAAGUCACUGGGCCAAGGUGGCACGGUGAGCCGUGAGGAGUUGCGCACCUUUCUUCGACAAUUCCAGCCCAACUUGUGUGACAGUCAUAUUGGCCGUGUCUUUGGAUUCUUAUGCGCCAGCUGCCCCACGGGUUCUGGUAAUCUCACUUUGGGCCACUUGGUCGAGACCAUUUGCAGGCCAACCCUAGGACCUGUUCAAAUGGGCUCCAACCGCUCCAGAUUGCCGCUGGAAGACACGUCUCGUUUGGCGGUGCAACUCUCACAGCUCUGUGGAGGUUUGGAGAAUGCAUUCGAUCAUUUGAACCCUUGUUUGUUGUACGAGGAAUUUUGCACCGCACUUCAGUCCCUUGGUUUCAGCCAUGCCUUUGACUUUGAGAAGAUCUUUGCCGUCAUUGAUGUCCAUCGAAGCGGCCGCGUCCCCAAAUCUGUUUUCAUGUCCGUCUUGGAGCGAUUUGUGCAAUCAAUCACAGAGAAUCCAGACCGUGACCUUGAUGCACCCAAAUCGAGCAGCAGUGCCAAGAAAGGAGGGCUGAUGGACAGCGACAAGUUCAUGAAUGACAUGGAUGACCGCUUGCAGUAUUUCCGCCAGACCUUCCAGGCUCGCAGGCAGCAUGGUCGGAAUCAACACGUUCCGGUGGCUUUGCAUGAGGAGCUACUCUGGGAGUUUCAAAAGGCCGUCAAUCGCUUGUUGGUGCUGGAAUCCGAACUUCAAUAUAGGCAGAAACAGGAAGUGAGAGAUGAUAUGCACAUGAGGAGAGGCUUGAUUGAUCAAGUCAGGGAUUUGGAGGCAGCCCUAGCUCGCCUGACAGCCAAAAAGAACUCCUCGUCUGCCGCCCAUAUACAACAGGAGAAAGUUGAGACAUCAGACUCAGAUAAGAUACCUGAAGCUUGGCAUGCUGGCUAUCGGGAAGCCAAAGCGGCUUCUAUGGCUGAGAUUGAGAAUUUGCAAAAGGAGCUUGACAUUGCCAAGCAGGAAAAGAUCCAUUUGCAGCUUGCACUCAGCCAGCAGGAAGAACGCUGGGAAGGAAUUCAAGCGUUCAAGGCCAUUGAAGAAAGUCAGAAGAAGCAGGGCAGCUCGGAAGCUCAAAAUGAAUCAAGGGUGGCCGUCCGUUUUUCAGGCGGAGAGAACAAAGUGACCGGCAGGCAAGAUACCGCUGAAGGUGCAAUGCUCGAUGCUCUGCGCCACUUUUCCAAAAAACGCAAUGCUGAUACGUUUGCUUCAUCGGUGAAGGGUAUCUCCAUUGCAGGACGUUUCAUUGUGAAAGAGGUGCUGGCAGUGGAGUUUGACUCGAUUGUGCUGGCUUGUGGAGAUGCUUUCAACAUGCGAGAAGUGACCCUAAAGAUGCCCAUCACAGAAGGGGCCAGAACACGAACCAAUUUCUUACGAGAAUGUUGUGUCUACACCGUGCUCUCCGAAGUGGCGGAGGUCCAAGAUGUCAUACACUUCCCGGGUUUGACCAGUGGCCUGGCCUACUGCGUGAUGGAACGUUUGCAUGGCAGGCUUUUGUCUCAACACCUGCAGCGAAUCCGAACAGGCCAUGAAGAGCCCCUUCCAGCACACGCGGCUGCUGAUAUUUGUGAUGCCAUGCUUCAUGGGCUUGAAGCAUGUCAUGCACGGGGAGUCACACACUUGGAUUUAAAGCCUUCAGUUAUUUGGGAGGUCGCUCAACCUGCAGGGGUGGUGGUGAAGAUUCUGGACUUUGGAUUGGCACGGCUUGCAAACCUGGGGGUCUUGCCUGCAGAUGCGCGGCAAUUCUUUCGGCCAGGUGCGGGUGGUAGCUCAGAAGCGAACCCACAGUUGCAAUUUGACAAUGUUUUGGCGGCAGAGAUGCCUGUGGCACCACCUAAAGCAACAGACGGGCUUCAAGCAUGGAUGCCUUUGGCCCCCUUUGCACAGUUGUCUGGUGCCGGCUCGUGCUGGUACAUGUCUCCUUCACGGUGGUGUGGAUUUGCAGUAGCAUCACGGACAGCUGCGGAACAGCCUACGAUGCGCUUGUGCAAUGUACCUUCUGGCAACCUUUGGCUGGAGCGAGGUCCCACACAAGACAUCAUUGGUGUGAGUAAAAUCACGGCAGCCUCCUCGGCGAUUCAAGGCGCAGCAGUCGCCAUGCAGUUGCCUGAAGGGACCUACUUUGAAGUGCAGCUCCGGAAGGUUUGGCCAAGCCCGAUGUUGCCACCGGGGUCAGACUUGGCCGUUGGCCCAGCCAUCGGGUUCACUCGAAUUCCUCCACAAAGUGGGUUUUCAGCCUUGACUUCCAAGGCGAAGGACUGGCCACUGAGCUGGGUCUUGGGAUAUGACGGCAGAUUUUUCCAUGAUGGUGCUGAAGCAGCUCCCGUGUUGAACUCACCACACUUCGCAGUUCAUGAGUUUCGGCGGCACCGGGAUGCGAAGCUUGCAGCUGCUGGAAGUGGAGACACCGACAUCGAAUGGCCAACGGGGCCUUUGGGCUGGUCCUUUGUCGAGCUGCUGCGGGAGGAUACUCUAGGGCUGUUGGCAAAGAGGUCCGAAGAGCUUGUGGUUUAUGUGAAUGGCCGAGUGGUCUCGUGCGUGAGUGUUGCAGGCCUCUAUGAUGGUGGUCCAUUGUACCCGCUGCUGGAAAUAUGUGGUGUUGCACGGGAGGUCGCGUUCGUGUGCAGCCCGGCAGGGCCUGGAGGUGAAGAGGACCGUGAUGAAAGGCUUAGAGCAAAAGAUCAGUUGGCCGCAACAGUGGAAAGUCUUGCAACGAGGUCUUUAAGCAGCAUUUCAGAUGUAUAUGCAGCUGCUCUGGUCGCGCAGCAAGUGUUUCAGAGCCACAGCCUUCCAGAGGUGCCACCUGCCUUUGUGAAAUUGCUGAUAGCUACGCAACUGUGGCUAGAUCAAGGAAGACCAGAUGUUUCUGACCACAAUAGCAUGUUGAUAGCACUUACUCACUGGGCUUCUACAGUUCAGAAAUCCCAACUCUUUGCAGGACAACUGUCUCCAGAGAUUCAAGAGGUUCUGCAGCGUGUGCUUGAAUCUAGCAACUUGCAGGCUGGAAGCACAGCCAUUCGCACAGCAGAGGAUUUUCGUGCAGCCCUGAACGAAAAAACCGCAUGCAGCCACGUGCCUCCCGAGUUCCUGCGAAGCCAUAUCCAGCAAAAGGCAGCCCCUCCAGCAAAGCGCCGGCGAGCUGGAGGGUCCAGUGAAGUCGAAUCAAUGGAAGAGAGGAGCGUUCUGUGGGACCUGACGCCAUGGACGCUGUCCGCUUCUCAUGUGCGAAGGGUUAUGGUGGUGCUGCAAUCUCAAGAUGGGCUUCGCAUCAGCUCAGUGAACAUUGGAAGGCUUGAAGCCAACAUACCUGAUCAGUUGCUGCUUGCCUUUGCCGAGUGCUUUGAGGGCCCCAGUGGUUGCAACGCAAGCUGUGAGAGGCGAGCCUUGCCCAGAUUGUUGUUCCGCGAUGCCCCACUGCCAGCGGAAGCUUGCCCUGUGCCCUUGAGCAAGCUUGUGGAAGAUAAUGCAGCUGUUCUUCUUUUUCAUUUUGUGCGGUGCAUUCACUUGCAACCAGAUGACGAGAUGCCUGUCAGAUUGUCAGCCAAAAUGAUUGGAUCCGCACUUCGGGAGAACUGGGCACUUGAAGAGCUUAAGGCCAGCAACUUGCAUUUUGAAGACCGCGGCAUGGAUUUUAUUGGUGAGGCUUUGACACACGGCUGCCAUCUCUUGAGGCUUGAGCUUGCACAGAAUAGAAUUACCGCCGCUGGAGUGCAGGUUUUGGCACAGGCCAUGAUCAACCCGGGCUGCGCUUUGCGACAUUUGGAGCUUCAGAGCAAUGAGGUGGCCUGCGCCGGAUGCAGUUUUUUGGCCGAGAUGCUGAGAGAGAACAACUCUUUAGAAUAUUUAGGGCUUCAGCACAACAACAUCGCAGCCGCUGGUGCAGUUGCUCUUGGGACUGCCCUGAUCAGCAACUCUUGCCUUGAAGAGCUGAAUUUGGGUCGAAAUGUGGUAGGAGCUGCGGGAGCCGGUGCAUUGGCAGCAGCGACUCGCUCCAAUUCUUGUCUUCUAAGGCUCAACUUGCAAGACAAUGGCUUGGAGAUCCUGGCUGGGACAACGAUUGCAGAGGAGCUGAGCGCUGGAAUGCAGAUGGAUCUUGAUGGACUCUUGGACUCGGUCUUGCCAAGACAAUCUUUGGCAAAGCGAUCAACUGUAACUCGACCCAAGGAUGGUGUUUGUGGAAGCCAGCUAGUGAGCUUGAAUCUACGUCACAACCAUUUGGGUAGCAUUGGUGGUGCAGCAGUGGUGGCGGCGCUGCAAGUCACACGCACUCAAUUGUCUGAGCUAAACCUUGCUUGGAACGGUUUGGGCUUGGAAGCAGCUGCAGCUUUGGCGAACUUGCUUGGGCCACAUUCCCAAUGUAUACUGACCAAACUCGAUUUGAGAGACAAUCGGGGGCUGGGGAUUGGCGGUGUUUUGCCAAAGGCCUUGAAUCGCCUCACAUUUGCUGGAAAAGAAGCUCGAGACGAUCAAAAUGAAAGGAGAGAUGAACGCCGAAGAGAAUCCGCUCAGCAUCUCCAAUGGUUGAACCUUGCCAAUAUUGAUUUGGACAAUGAAGGUGCAUCCCUGCUGGCUCCAAGCAUGACCAUGUUUUCUCACUUGGAAGAGCUGUACCUCUACAACAACGUACAGCUUGGCUGUGCACGAGUCAGCAAACCAGACUGGCGGCCUGACGAGCCUGUCGAACGUCCAAAAGAAGCCGCUGGCGCACCUCAGGGCAUUUGCCGCUUGGCUCGGUCACUGCCAGCCAGCCUCACAAAGCUUGCUCUAGGCUCGUGCGCGCUGGGCCCACGGGUGACAACAGAGUUGUUUGGCAUUCUGACGACGCACUCUGGUUUGGAGCAUUUGGGUCUUUGUGACAAUGACCUUGCCGACGGGGAUCAAGCUCUCUUGGCUCAGUUGCACUCGUCUAUUUGCAAAUUCCUUUCGUCAUCAAUCAAGAAUUUGGAUCUUUCCUUGAACAACCUGGGCGAUGAGUGUGCCAUGGCCAUCAUUACCACCCUGGCUCGGGAACAGCGCGAGAUUAUCAUUUCCUUCGGAGCCAAUAAGGUCUCCCAGACGCUUCGAGAGCUGGUGCUGGGGACAUCGCCACCCAAGGGCGAACGACCUAAGGUGGAAGCGGAUCUCUUGGAGCUUUUGGAGACGUCACCAUGGCUGCGCAGCUGCUUUUUGAUAUGAGAAGACCAGGAGGAGUUGGCGCAAAGCUGUACGGCCCCGCCCCGGGAAGAAUGUUCAACAACUGCAAAGCACUCGAUAUGUCCAAAGAGCCACCUAUCGUGAAAGCUGCAUUGGGUGACAAAGUGCCUACACAUGCUCAACAUGCAAGGACAGCAAAGUGCUCCAGCUGCUCAUGCUCGUAGAGUCUCACCUUUCAGCUCACCGCCUUCAAAAUUGAGGGUGGUUCCACCACUGGUCCUGAAUAACAGGCCAUGCAGCGUUGAAAA